UUUUGAAUGGACGUUUGAACCCCGGAUUUCCAUUGGCGCCCCUCCCGAUGUCGGCCAAUCGAACGGCUCACUCUCUCCCCAGACACGCCAGAGUGACGCCUGCCGUCACAGCGGUCCCACUGAUCGGUUGGCGAGCAACCAGAAAAUUACAGCACCCCUGUGAAGCCUACCCGAGGCCCGAUGCUAUAUAAUGGAAACGAGUUGGUGCCCGUGUAAGAGAGAAAUCCCUCAGAAGAAUUUGAUGCUUCAUGUUUUUGCUGCUGUACCCUCGUCCUACUUGCCUUUGACUGACUUUUGAAUCCUGCCGAUUUAACAGCCAUGAGGGGACCACGCCCGCUUGGCGUUGUGAUUAAGCUGGGAACCAGCUCUAUCGUCGACGAAAAGACCCAUGAGCCUCUCCUCUCCAUCCUGACGUCGAUAGUGGAAACGGCUGUGAAACUGAGAAAAGAUGGACACAAGGUCAUCAUCGUCUCGUCUGGAGCUAUUGGUGUUGGGCUGCGGCGAAUGGAUGUCGACAAGAGACCAAAACACAUCUCAAAGCUACAAGCCCUUGCAGCCAUCGGCCAAUGCCGGUUGAUGAGUCUCUGGGACAGCUUGUUCACCCAUCUCAUGCAGCCCAUUGCCCAGAUCCUCCUGACACGAAGUGAUAUUGCCGAUAGGUCACGGUAUCUCAAUGCUCAGAGGACCAUCAACGAGCUCUUAGACAUGGGUGUCAUCCCUAUUGUCAACGAGAACGACACCCUGGCCGUGUCAGAAAUCAAGUUUGGCGACAACGACACACUCUCGGCCAUCACAGCCGCCAUGGUCCACGCCGAUCUUCUCUUCCUCAUGACCGACGUCGAUGCUCUGUACGAUAAGAAUCCGCGGACCCACCCUGACGCCCACCCUAUUGAAGUGGUCGAAGACAUCGGGGCGCUGGUAGCAGACGUCUCAUCCGCAGGUUCCUCCCUCGGCACGGGUGGCAUGUCCACCAAGAUCGUCGCCGCCCGCCUAGCAACCUCAGCCGGCGUCACAACCGUCAUCACACGGUCCUCCAUCCCCGGCAACAUCGUCAAGAUCGUGAAACACAUCCAAGCCAGCCGCUCCCCGCCCUCCCUCGCCACCAAAGCCAACCAAGCCCCCGGCACGCCAGGCGGUCCCCUCUCCCGCACGCAAAGCACCGACGCCCUCCUCAACUCGGCCGCCGCCGCCACCCAGCCAGGAUCCCCCCACGCCGACACACCAUCAGCCGACCGCAGCCUCACCUCCACCCCCAUCCCCGGCCCGCCAAGCAACAAGAUCCCGCUGCACACGCGGUUCCUGCCGUCGCCGCACCCGGUGCGCGACCGCUACUUCUGGAUCCUGCACGGCCUGCGCCCGCACGGCACGCUGUACAUCGACCAGGGCGCCUACAAGGCGCUGGUCGGCAAGGCCGGGCUGUUGCCGGUGGGUGUCGUUGAUGUGGAGGGGUCGUUUGCGCAGCAGGAGGCUGUGAGGCUUUGUGUGGUGGAUAGGAGGCGGAGGAGGGGGAAGAAGACGACGGGGGAGAAGCUGCUGCUGCAGUCGUCGCCUGGGCAGGGGGUGGGGAAUGUUUUGGUUGAGGGGGAGGGUGGUGGUGGUGGUGGUGGUGGUGGUGGUGGUGGUGGUGGUGAUGAGGGUGAGGAUGGGGAGGGGGAUGGGGGGAAGUUGUGGGAGGGUGAGGCGCGCGAGGUGGGAAGGGCGUUGAGUAAUUACUCGAGCGCGGAGAUUGCGCGGAUCAAGGGGCGGCAGAGCGUGGAGGUGGAGGGGAUCCUGGGGUAUGCGGACAGCGAGUAUGUGGCGCACCGGGAGAGUAUCAGCUUCUUUGCUUCGGUGCGGGAGAGCAGGCCGGUGACGCCGGUGAGGGAGGUGGUGGAUGGGAAAGGGAUUGGGGGGUAUGAGGGGGAGGGGGCAGUCUUGUAA
Chaetomium fimeti is the source of this 1920-nucleotide messenger RNA. Its product is annotated as Aspartate/glutamate/uridylate kinase. The coding region runs from base 319 to 1920 and encodes 533 amino acids. The record is from RefSeq and is a predicted model, not a curated record. Gene Ontology annotation, cellular component: cytosol; cytoplasm. The transcript has 5 exons. Gene Ontology annotation, molecular function: ATP binding; glutamate 5-kinase activity; RNA binding. Lineage: Eukaryota; Fungi; Ascomycota; Sordariomycetes; Sordariales; Chaetomiaceae.